Vespa crabro (European hornet) is the source of this 3495-nucleotide messenger RNA. RefSeq lists its product as uncharacterized. Lineage: Eukaryota; Metazoa; Arthropoda; Insecta; Hymenoptera; Vespidae. The transcript has 2 exons. The coding region runs from base 2949 to 3404 and encodes 151 amino acids. The record is from RefSeq and is a predicted model, not a curated record.
ACCAAAAGAUAAUACCAUGAUAAUAAUAAGAAACAAAAACGAACAAAUACCUUGAUAAUUCGUUUUAGUAAUCAAUUUAUAUAUUGAUUAUCAAUUUACUCGGAAUAUUUAUUAAUUUCGAAUCGACUUUAAGAAUUUCUUAAAUAUAAUUUAUAGAUAAGAUUCAUUUGUUAAUUAAACAAAUUUGAUUUUAUUAAUUAAAAAAUAAAACCGAUCGAGUAUUACCAAUAGGAUUAAAUGACUAGAUGACAAAAUGGUUAUGAAGCAUUGCCUAUGGCCAACAUAAUAAUCCUCUUGGUAAAAUUGAACAAAGAACGCACCCUUGCCUUUUCCAAAGGGGCUACUAGCAUGCGAUCGUGCAGCAUCGGCACGGCGCAUAUAUGUACAUACAUUUUCGAUAGUCUCGGACAAUCGAAAUCGCAAAAUACGAAUUCCAUCGCGCGGCCCACGCCGACUGCAGUGACCGCAGCCAUCCGUCGCAUAUAGGAUUCGCGGCUGAGGAUCGGAUUCGCAUGCACCUACGUUGUUAUUACCGUGCCAUAGGAGUAUUUGUAUACUGGCUUACCGAGAGCAGCGAUAUUGAAUCCGAUAAUAGACAUUACUCCACCCCCACCAUUCGCUUUCUCCCACACUCACCCUCUCAAUCCCUUUGCUCACCCGCACUAUCGCCAAUCCUCUCUCUUUCUCUCUCGCUCAUUCUGCAAUUCCAGCAAACGUCAAAGUAGAGUUCGUCUCUUUCUCACUAAAACAAACUCAAUCUCUCUCUCUCUCUCUCUCUCUCUCUCUCUCUCUCUCUCUCUCUCUUUUUCUAUCUAUCUAUCUCACUUGCACAUACACACGCGAACGUACAGCUAGGCGUUAUUUAACCAAAAUUCGAACGAUAAAAUGUCACGUUCCUCUUCUCUCUCUCUCUCUCUCUCUCUCUCUCUCUCUCUCUCCCUCUCAUUCUCUCUCUCUCUCUCUCUCUCUCUCUCUCUCUCUCUCUCUCCCUCUCAUUCUCUCUCUCUGUCUUUCUCUUCGUAUCCACAUUCAAGCACGCAAACGUACGCGCCAUCGGUAUAAAAUGCAACCAUCGGACUGUACUGUAUAUCGCCAAAUGCGAUCGCAUUAUAAGCAGCGAGCGACGGUUAAAGCGAUUACCGGCUGCGAGGAUGCAUAGAAAAACCGACGUUAUACCCGAUUACAAUGUGAGCACCGUUUCGCGGCGAUUCACGAUCGCCGACCAUUUCGAUACCAGCCACUACCACUCACUCUAACCCAUUCCAACAUUCAACCCUUCGUCCCUCUUUUUCUCUCUAUCACACAUACGCGCACAUGCACACAUACAUACAUGCAUACAUACAUACAUACAUAUAUACAUACAUACAUACAUACAUAUAUACAUACAUACAUACAUACAUACAUAUAUAUAUACAUACACACAUUCUACACAUCCUAUCGGCGAUUAUUUUAAAGGCUUACCAAGAGGAUUAUGGACGUGUACCAUCGCUAUGUUAAAUGAAAACGAAUCGGCCGAAACGAUAAAAAUGGAUAUUCCGCUUGUUAAACGAGCGAUCGUCCAAACCUUGAAAAGAGGAGGGCGGGUAACUUUAUAUCAAAUAUAAUUGUUGAAAGAACAAUGAUCAAAAUCAUUGGUGCUCCGCUACAGCUCUUCGAUACUAUUGCCAUUCCUGUUGUUAUUAUUACUCUGCCAUAAGAUUUUAUAUUGCGGAAAAAUAAACGAAAGAACACAUUUCAUGAGAAGCAAUCGAGCGUGAGACUACUAUAAAGGGAGUAAGAAAACUAAUUCAAAGUUGGCUGAUAGAAUAUGUUAAUAACGUUUUCACUUAUUUUCCUCGCGCGAUCGUACCACGUCAAUGUAAUCGAUUAUCCGGUUAAUCUCUCACGCCAUCCGAUUAAACGAUCGAUUGGACAACGUACGCCGGUGCUUACAAUAUUAUUUAAUUAACAAACCAUUAACGCGAAUACGAAUUUACGAUUUCCUAUGGCACAUACGUUCUAGCACGCUCUUUCAUUCGCAUUUUAGGAAUCGUGACAUAGCCUGAACAGACUGCUCUAAUUUCAUUCGACGAUACAAAUAAUGAGAUUUGUGCAUUUUAAUCUAUGUUUGAUAUAUCCUUUUUCAAAUGCAUCAUUAUCCUUGAUGAUACAUGAGGUAUAAAGUACAAAGCUUCUCUCUCUCUCUCUCUCUCUCGUUCUUUUUCUCUCUUUCUCUGUUUCUUUCGCUCUCCUAGGCGAAAAUAACUUUAACCUUUCCAUUAGCAAGUUUUCAAAGUUCACGUUAUGAUCUAUACACACACAUACACACACGGUCACGUGUAUAUCGGUUAAACUGCAUAUACGUGUGAACUGAAAAUACGUGAGGAUAAGGAAGAAGAUAAUGACAACACGGCUGCUCUCAUGCAAAAGGUUAACUCUUUCAGGUCGACCGAUCUAUUAGGGUUCUUUAAAUAAACCGUUUGAGUAUAAAUCUUCGAAAAUUAUUUGCGAUGAAAAAUAAUCUAAUUCACUAUAUAUAAAACAUAUAUUGAUUAGUUUUGUUUAUUAAACUAUCAAAGACGAUAAACAAGUAUACGUCCGGAUGCCCAAAAGCACCUUUUGCUAAAGGCAAUCGUAGAUAAUCUAGGUCGAUACGUUCUGACGGUGUUAAUUAAUACGAUUCUCGCUAUCGAGAGGCGGAGGUCGAUUGCAAUUCGCACGGAUGAAUCAGAGAGAGGUUGGCCGGCUGUUGGCCGGCAUGAUGCGUUCUGAUGCAUUCGUGUUCGCAAGAGAGAGGAGAGAGGAUACGUUCGAACUGGUAGAUGGUAACAUAGGACGUGUUACUCUGAGAGGGUUGCAUCGGACCGUGCCAGUUGGAUGCAGGCAUAUAUCCCAUUCGACGGGAUUACGCAACACGGUGCUCUCUGAUUGGUUCUAAUCGUCGGCUCUGCAAAUGGCUCUACAUCGUUAUGGUUUGCUCGAACGAGCCCAUUGUUGUCCAGGUUUACAACAUCGCGUUAUGGGCAUUAUUUGGACCGCGAAAUGGUGUACUCAAAUGCACCGAAAUACGCAUCGGUGCAAAUACCCUGCUUGCGCGAAUUGCGGCUAAUCUAACAGCGACACCGCCAAUUGUAACGCAAUAUAAAAUGGCGUUGAUGGUGAUGGUGGUGGCAGUGGUAGAAGUGGUCGUGGUAGUGGUGGUUACCAAUGAAUGUGUAGACCAAUGCCCGGACGCGUGGUCAAACGCGCUGCAGCGAUCAUCGGAUCAGCUUAAUCAAAUAAAGAGAACGUGGGCUCUGCACAAUAUCAAAUGGAUCCCGAACUUGCGGUACUACAAAUCGAAUACCAAGACGAUUCACGAUAGGUCCUGCAGAAAGCUUAGUCAGCGGAAUAAAGUGAUCAUGAUUUAUGAUUUUUUCAGAUGAAAACUUUUGUCAUUUAAAAUAUAUAACAAAUAAAUAAAAAACCAAUUCAGAUAAUCUGAAGAUUAUAUAUAUAUACUCCGAAAGUAUUAAA